Molecule: messenger RNA, 1872 nt
Organism: Penicillium waksmanii
Lineage: Eukaryota; Fungi; Ascomycota; Eurotiomycetes; Eurotiales; Aspergillaceae
Product: sugar porter family MFS transporter
Exons: 4
Coding region: 1-1872 (623 amino acids)
Biological process (GO): transmembrane transport
Cellular component (GO): membrane
Molecular function (GO): myo-inositol:proton symporter activity
Source: RefSeq, a predicted model, not a curated record
AUGACGAAGGAAAAGGUCGAGGACCCAGUUCUGGAGUCCAAUCCCAAGGAUGAAAACCCACCAUCCUAUACCCAUAAAGAGAAGACGGACUAUGGAGAGCCUGAUUUGGAAGAUCGUGGGCGUGGCCACAUGAAUGCUGUCUUCGAGAACCCUCUCGCCGGCAUUCCACGCGAGCAGCUCUUCAAACAGGUUGAAGAAUUUUGUCAGCAAUGGGGCCUCAUGUCAGAUCUGGAAACUUUCAAGAAAGGCGCACUUGCCUCACAAGCUCCGGAGUCUGCCACGACACUGCCGGAACUGAAUGAUUCAGAAAGAGAAGCCCUGAAGCGUGAGCAUACGCACAAGUGGAGCCAGCCAUUUCAGCUCUACUUCCUAGCAAUUAUGUGCUCUGCUGCUGCUGCUGUGCAAGGUAUGGAUGAGACGGUCAAUAAUGGAGCCCAAGCUAUCUACUUGAAGCGACUUGGUAUUGAGAAUAGUGACAAUCUUACCGGACUCGUUGUUGGCGCACCUUACUUGGCUUGUGCAGUCCUUGGCUGCUGGCUAACCGAGCCACUCAAUCGAUACUUCGCUCGUCGGGGUACGAUAUUUAUUUCCUGCUUUAUUGCGGCUGUAGCCUCGAUCUGGGAAGGUUUCUGCAAUUCAUGGGUGAAUCUUUUUAUGGCUCGGUUUGUUCUUGGGCUAGGCAUUGGCUCAAAGUCUUCGACCGUCCCUGUCUACGCUGCCGAGUGCUCACCGGCUCCAAUUAGAGGUGCUCUAGUGAUGAUGUGGCAGAUGUGGACGGCAUUUGGUAUUAUGCUUGGAAAUAUCAUGGGUGUGGCCUUUUUGAAUGUUGGAAAUGACCUGAACUGGCGCCUAAUGCUUGGCUCGACGGUGGUCCUUCCAUUAAUAGUUUGCAGUCAAGUCUAUCUCUGCCCUGAGUCCCCAAGGUGGCUGAUCCAGCAUGACAAGAUACCCAAGGCUUAUGAAAACUUCAAGAUCCUACGUCCCACUGAAAUCCAAGCUGCCCGAGAUCUCUAUUACGCCUACAUGGGGGUUCAGCUGGAGCGGAAAAUUAAUCGGGGCAAAAACUUUUUCACUAUGUUCAUGGAGCUUUUCACCGUCCCGAGAAACCGCCGUGCCACUCUGGCAACCUGGAUUGUGAUGUUCAUGCAGCAGUUCUGUGGCGUUAAUGUCAUCGCCUACUACUCGACCACCAUCUUCCAGGACUCCGGGUAUGGAUUGUCGACUGCGCUUCUUGCCUCCAUGGGUACCGGUAUUCUUAAUUGGGUAUUCGCACUUCCGGCCGUUUUUACCAUUGAUACAUGGGGACGUCGCAAUCUCCUUUUGUUUACAUUCCCGUUCUUAGCUAUUUUCCUCCUCUGGUCCGGCUUCUCCUUCUGGAUCGAGGCAGAUGACCCAGAGAGCAAGAAGCGAGUGGCGAUGGUCACUACUGGCAUGUACUUGUUUGAAAUCUUCUAUUCCCCUGGUGAAGGGCCUGUUCCCUUUACUUACUCCGCCGAAGCAUUUCCUCUACAUGUUCGCGAGGUUGGCAUGUCAUGGGCCACGGCCACGACCUGGUGCUUCAACUUUAUUCUUUCCUUUACCUGGCCUCAUCUCCUUACAGCAUUCAAGCCCCAAGGGGCUUUUGGCUGGUAUGCAGCUUGGUGUCUUAUUGGCUGGGUUCUAGUCUUGCUUUUCGUUCCAGAGACCAAGGCUCUCACACUAGAGGAACUGGAUCAAGUGUUUUCUGUUCCGACUAGAAAGCAUGCUUCAUACCAACUGAAAAAUGCUUGGUGGCAUUUCAGGGUCUGGGUUCUUCGUCAGAAGCUGGAACCGCUGCCAAAGUUCUACCAGGGUGCCCAACACCUUGCAGAAGUUGGCAAUACUGCCUCUUAA